Molecule: messenger RNA, 2582 nt
Organism: Rosa rugosa (rugosa rose)
Lineage: Eukaryota; Viridiplantae; Streptophyta; Magnoliopsida; Rosales; Rosaceae
Product: G-type lectin S-receptor-like serine/threonine-protein kinase At4g27290
Exons: 7
Coding region: 13-2469 (818 amino acids)
Biological process (GO): protein phosphorylation; recognition of pollen
Molecular function (GO): protein serine/threonine kinase activity; ATP binding
Source: RefSeq, a predicted model, not a curated record
UUCUAUUUCUGAAUGGAGUGGCUCUUCCCUUACCUUGUUAUACUGCUUCCCUCUCUGAUCUUUUCAUUCUGUACCAGCCAAGACAACUUAGUACCGGGGAAAUCUAUCAGUGCAAACCAGACCUUGAUUUCUUCCAAUGGGACCUUUGCCUUAGGCUUCUUCAGACCUGAAAAUUCAACUAAAUACUUCCUUGGUAUAUGGUACGACAAACUCCCAAAGUUGACAGUAGUUUGGGUUGCUAACAGAGAAUCCCCGCUUGAUUCUCCGGGUGUUUUUACACUUGGUACUGACGGAAAUCUUGUGGUGUUGUUAGACGUCGAAGCGAGCGCUCCAGUCUGGUCAACUAAUUUAGUAUUGGAUCCUGCAAAGAAUGGCACAACUGGUUUACUAACGGAUACUGGAAACCUUGUUCUGAGAUCUGGGGAAGAAACUUUGUGGGAGAGCUUCGAUCAUCCCUCUGAUACAAUUCUGCCUGGCAUGAAGAUUAGCUUGAACAAACUGACUGGCCAACAAAGCUGCCUUACAUCCUGGGCAACGCUUGAUGAUCCACGACCAGGAAAGUUCACCUUAUGCAUUGAUCCUAAAGGGCUGCAGGCUUAUAUCUGGGAGGACAAUAGUAUUCAAAAAUGGAGAAUUGCUAUGUACAUAGGCAGAGACUCAAGAAGUGUCUUUGGAAAUCCAGGUGGAUCAGCCUUUUCCCUAUCAUACAACUUCGAUGUUGAUAAGGCUUAUCUUACUUACAGUGUCUCGAAUAGCUCACUGAAAAUGAGGGUCUUGUUGAAUCCUUCAGGGCAGAUUGAGCUGCUGCUGUGGAUCAGUAAAACUUGGUAUCAACUGUGGAAGGCACCUGCUGAUAACUGUGAUUUUUAUGAUCGUUGCGGUCCAUAUGGUGCCUGUCGUAAAAAUGAAAGCCUCUCAUCACCGUGCAAGUGCUUGACAGGUUUUAAAGCCAAAUUUUCAAACCAAUGGGAUAUGCAGAAUUGGUCCAGUGGCUGCGUUAGGGAAAAAGCAUUGACAUGUAGUAACGCAAUGGAAGGGUACUUCUCAAAGUUAGAAGGGGUGAAACUACCAGAUCAUUCUGUUAUUUUUGAGGAUAGGAGCAAGGAUGAGUGCAACUCCGAAUGUCAUCAGAGUUGUUCUUGCACGGCUUAUGCUUAUGUAAAUGCGACGGAAGGAAGUAAUACUGGGACAUGUAUGCAAUGGUUUGGUGACUUAAUCGAUCUAGUAGAGAAAUAUGAUAUUAUUACUACACAUGAUAUUUUCAUUCGCGUUCAUGACUCCAAACUAGGUAACAAGGGUCUCUUUCAUAGUUCCUCGAAGAGGUCCAUAGUAAUUGCAAUAGUCUCAGCUGCAGCUGGAUUGCUUACAAUAACUUUUGGUUGUUUCUUGUGGAAGAAUUUGGGAAAGGAAGGGAGGAUAGCAGGAAGAAUGAGUGAGAUUAUAAGAAAUGUUGGUGCAGGAGGUGGGAAAAAUGAUACAGAACUACCACUCUUCAGUUUAGGUCGUAUAUUAGCUGCUACAAACAACUUCUCUGAAGCAAAUAAGCUUGGAGAGGGAGGAUUUGGCCCUGUUUAUAAGGGAAUUUUGCCAGAAAAUCAAGAAGUGGCCGUAAAGAGGCUAUCAAAGAAGUCUCGGCAAGGACAUCAUGAGUUCAUGAAUGAGUUGAAGCUUAUAGCCAAACUCCAGCAUACAAAUCUUGUUAGGCUCUUGGGUUGCUGUAUGGAACAAGAGGAAAUGAUAUUGAUCUAUGAGUACAUGCCUAAUCGAAGUUUGGACAAGUUUUUGUUUGAUUCAUCUGAGAAGACAAACUUGGACUGGGUUACACGCUUUCGAAUCAUGGAGGGUGUUGCUCAAGGGGUACUUUAUAUUCACAAAUACUCUAGAUUGAAAAUUAUUCACAGGGAUCUAAAAGCAAGUAAUGUGUUGUUGGAUGCAAAGAUGAACCCCAAAGUUUCAGACUUUGGAAUGGCAAGAAUUUUUGAGACGAAUCAAAUUGAAGCAAAUACCAACAGGAUUGUUGGGACAUACGGCUAUAUGUCACCUGAGUAUGCACUUUAUGGCUAUUUCUCUGAGAAAUUGGAUGUAUAUAGUUUUGGGGUAUUGUUGUUAGAGAUUGUAAGUGGAAAGAGAAAUGCUUCUUUUUAUCAUUUUGAAAAUUCAUUAACGCUUGCUCGAUGGGUAUGGGAACUGUGGAAAGAAGGCAGAGCAGUGGAGGUGAUUGACACAUCAGUAAGGGAUACUUGCCGGACUCAUGAAGCUUUGAGGUGUAUCCAUGUGGGGCUUUUGUGUGUUCAAGAAGCUCCAGCUGAUCGACCAACAAUGUCAUCCGUGAUUCAUAUGCUUGAGGCCGAUGAAGCUACUUCACUUCCACCCUCCAAAGAACCUGCUUUUUCAAUACGUACGAAUUCAACUCCUGUUACCACUUAUUCCAACAAUGCAGUCACUAUUACUUUGCCAGAGGCUCGAUAGAGGUUCAACAUGUUGAAGCUUCUACCUUAUGUUUUAGUUCAGUUUGUGGCUAGAGUGUGUAUCCGCCGAUUAACAUGUUUGUGGCUAGAAUAGACGCAGCAAGUUUGGGCCAA